This is a messenger RNA of Histoplasma mississippiense, 1404 nucleotides long. RefSeq lists its product as hypothetical. Bases 1 to 1404 code for a protein of 467 amino acids. The record is from RefSeq and is a predicted model, not a curated record. Gene Ontology annotation, molecular function: zinc ion binding. The transcript has 2 exons. NCBI's taxonomy places the organism in Eukaryota, Fungi, Ascomycota, Eurotiomycetes, Onygenales, Ajellomycetaceae. Gene Ontology annotation, cellular component: nucleus; cytoplasm.
AUGGAUCCUGACCCUGUAUCUGCACAGAAACAGGCCGAUGAGAGCGAUACCAACAAUAAGAUCGAACAGGACGAUGAGACUGGACUGACGCAAUUAGAAAGUCUUUGCAUGAACUGUCAGGAAAAUGGAAUUACGAGACUUCUUUUGAUCAAAAUCCCGUUUUUCCGAGACGUCCUUUUAGAGUCGUUCGACUGCUCCCACUGUCAAUUCAAGAAUAACUCGAUUAAGUCGGCUGGCGAGAUCCAAGAACAGGGCACAAGAUAUACGCUUGAGGUGACGACCUUGCAGGAUUUCCAACGUCAAGUUGUCAAGGGCGAUUCGGCAAUAUUCCGAGUUGAAACUUUGGGCAUUGAAAUGCCAAAAGAAUCUGGGCAGCUGACAACUAUUGAAGGGAUUUUGACCAAAAUCUUCUCCCAGUUGGAAGCUGAGCAGCCCGCUCGCAAAGAUGUCGACCCAGAACUACACAAAGCACUUGAUGGUGUCAUUCAAAAAUUGAAGCUGAUGAUCGAGGGAUCUUCCUUCCCGUUUACAAUUUCCCUCGACGACCCGUCUGGAAACUCAUGGAUUUCGCCAGCACCGCACGAUGAAAAAGGACGAUAUAAGCGCCAUGAUUACCCGAGGACUCGUGAGCAAAACGAGGAGCUUGGACUUUCUGUAGAGAGCGAGGGAAAAAAUAUGACCAUUUCAGCAGGAGAUCCCAAUGACCUUGACAUCGUCGAUGGCCACGUUUAUUCCCUGCCGUCAGAAUGCCCCGGUUGCACCAAUGUCUGUGUCGUCAACAUGCAGAAGGUUAAUAUUCCACACUUCCAGGAGGUGUUUAUCUGGAGCACCGUUUGCGAACACUGCGGAUACCGCACCAAUGAAGUGAAAACAGGUGGCGCUAUCCCAGGGCAGGGACGCAGAAUCACACUUGAAGUAACAGGGCUUGAGGACCUCUCACGCGACCUUUUAAAGUCAGCCACAUGUGCGCUCAGGAGCAGCGAGCUCGAUCUUUCUGUGCAGCCAGGCACGCUUGGAGGAAGAUUCACAACUGUAGAGGGUCUUCUCACCCAGGUUCGGGACCAGCUUCACGGGCAAGUUUUCGAGACGGGAGACGAGGACCUUGCGCCUGGUGACUCCAUGCAGGAGAGCGAGAAGGCGAUUUGGGAUCGGUUCUUUGCACGCCUCAAUUCCGCCAUCAAGGGUGAACUAAAAUUCAGCAUUACAUUAGAGGAUCCGCUUGCCAACAGUUAUGUGCAAGAUUUGUAUGCGCCCGAACCAGAUCCGCGACUUAAGAUCGAGGACUACACGCGCACAGAUGAAGAGGAGGAGGACUUAGGCUUGAGAGAUAUGAAAACUGAGGGUUAUGAUGAGAAUACCAAAACUGAAACCCUUCCGCCUGCUGAAGCAGACACCAAAUUAUGA